Messenger RNA from Ostertagia ostertagi, 582 nucleotides. NCBI's taxonomy places the organism in Eukaryota, Metazoa, Nematoda, Chromadorea, Rhabditida, Trichostrongylidae. The record is from the annotation of a GenBank genome assembly.
AUGCUAGCCGAUCAGUUUGGCAUGGCAGGACUCGUCACCUACCUGCGGACUGUUGACAACCCGUCCAUAGUGUCACUAGCUCUCGGCUACGAUCUCACUACCCUUGGACUUAACCUGAAUUUGUCUGAACGACAUCUAUACACCUCCUUCGGUGGUCCCUGGGCUGACAAUCCGAUUCGGCCGCACGAGCUGGACGUGAAAGUACCCGAUGACUACUUGACAAAUGCUCAAAUUCGGGAAAAGCUGCCUCCGGUAAAGUUAAACAAGUUGUCAGAGGACGUAUUGUUUUACUUGUUUUACAAUUGUCCAGGCGAGGUCUAUCAAUUAGCGGCUGCUUGCGAGUUAGAGCAGCACUUCGAUUCUUUUAGGUACCAACGAGAUUGGCGAUUCCAUAAGGGAGACGGUAAUUGGUUGACGCGGUCGCAAUACGGUGGUGUCAAGGAGCAAACUGGGUCGUAUGAGAAGGGGCAAUACAACGUGUUCGAUCCAUUGCAAUGGCGAAAGAUCCCCAAAGAGCUGAAAAUUGGAAUACAAAGAGCUGGAAGAGCGGCCGAAACUGCCGGCGAUGUUCGGUGGUGGUAG